Molecule: messenger RNA, 939 nt
Organism: Melospiza georgiana
Lineage: Eukaryota; Metazoa; Chordata; Aves; Passeriformes; Passerellidae
Exons: 2
Coding region: 1-939 (312 amino acids)
Source: RefSeq, a predicted model, not a curated record
AUGGUGGUGCCGGGCCGCCAGGAAGACGGCGCUUCCCUGGAGCAGCUGCUGGAUCACGGCUGGAAACGGGUAGGGCAGGGGAACCGCCUGUGGCAGCCCCGGGACCCCCCGGGCCCCGCCGCUCCCUCAGCGCCGCUGCCCGUCCCGCGGGGCGCCCCCUGGCGGACACGGCACCGCUCCUCAGCUCUGCGGGGACACCGAGCCCCCCUCACGGCCCGGCAGCGCCGCGGCCACCGCGCUCCCCUGUACCGGGACACCGCACUCCCCUGUGAGAGCCACAGCGCCCGCAUCCCCCCGCUCCGUGUCCGCAUCCCCGGGGGAUCCCCGCCGAACGACCGGGGCUGGGGCCGCUGCUCCCGCUGCGGCUGUACCCAGUGUGGGCCUGGAGGAGGCCAGAAGCCCCCGAAGGGCUGGCAGCCCUCACGUCCCUUGGGAUCUGCAGGAGGAGCUGUGCCUGCGGCGUGCCGAACACACGUCCCGGUGUGGGCACCGGGGUACCGGGACAGCGCUGGCACAGACACGGCUGAAGCGCUGCCUGUGGCCCCGCAGCCAGGGGCUGCUCUGAACAGGCACACGGAGAUAGCUCAGCCCAGACAGACACCACCGACAGCCCAGAAGGACCCCGAGGAGCAGCGGGCAUUGCCUGGAAUGGAGGCACGGGCCGUUUGCAGAGGGGCUCAGACAGCAGUUCCCGUUUCUGACCUCCCAGAGCUCCCACACAGCUCCCAGAUAUGGAAUCCCAAGCAGUAUACCUGGGAGAUGCCUCAAAAUCAGAGGUUCAAGCGGGAUGAAGUUUGGAACUUCCCAGGGAGUCAGCUGAAGUGCAGAAGUGAAGGAAAACUUUUGCAGGUGGGUCCCACUGGAGGUGUGCUGAAGGCAGGGACGUGCAUCCCUUUCAUGAGGGGUAAAAAUGUGCAGAGGCUGCUGCUGAAGCUCUGA